Ananas comosus (pineapple) is the source of this 2863-nucleotide messenger RNA. Its product is annotated as ubiquitin-like-specific protease 1D. Bases 75 to 1844 code for a protein of 589 amino acids. The transcript is spliced from 14 exons. The record is from RefSeq and is a predicted model, not a curated record. NCBI's taxonomy places the organism in Eukaryota, Viridiplantae, Streptophyta, Magnoliopsida, Poales, Bromeliaceae. Gene Ontology annotation, biological process: proteolysis. Gene Ontology annotation, molecular function: cysteine-type peptidase activity.
UUCUCUCUCUCUCUCUCUCUCUCUCUCUUUCUCUCUCUCAUGAGUCGUGCUUCGUCUCUUCUCUCUCCCGUGAGAUGGGGAAACCCCCUCUCCGUCUAAACUGGGGGGAGCUUCUCCCCGCGAUGGGCGACGCCGCGCCGGCGCCGGAGUUGGAGAUCGUCGCCGCCUCCUCCGCCGCCGCGCCGUCCACCUCACCCACCGUCGACGACGGCGGCGGCGGCGGCGGUGGGGAGGAGGAGGCGUCGCCACCGCGGCCGAGGCCGCCGCCGGAGGAGGGGGAGAUGGCGGAGUUCUCCGAUCAUCAGCUCCAGGAGAAGCUCAAGCGGGUCCUUGAGAUCUUCUCCUCCGGGCUCGCCCUUAACCUCCCCGACAAGGGCGAGAAGCUCCGCCUCACCCUCCGCCGCCUUCAGCUGGAGCUCGAUCGGCGGCGCUUCCCCCCUCCGGCGCGGAAGGAUGCCAGAAGAUUCGAUAGGCUCAUGCAACCAAGAAAUGCAGAAUCAUCUGGCACUACUAAAUAUUCCUCUUUAAAUCGUAUAAUGAUGGAAUCUGGUCCACAAUCUUCAUUUUCUAAGCACUGCAUUAAAAGCUCAAAGAAUGAGGCAGAUGUUGCAUUCAGUGAGGACUUGGGGAUCCUUAGUCGAGAUAAGUGCAACAGCUCUUCGGAAUAUGAGCUAAAAACGCAUGACGAGAAAGAUUCUGCUAAACCAUUUUCAAGACUAGGGAGAACUUCUUCAAGAGAAUCACCUUCUAGAUCUGUUAACAGCUAUGCGGAUAAAGAAAAAAAUAGAUCAUCGGAUGAUAACAACAGGGAUGUGAUAUUGUCAAGUACUUCUUCUAACACAGAUAAAAAUCAUUGUACUCUUUCCGCUAGAAGGAAAAGAAGAACUGAAUUUGGGGACUUGGUGGGAUUGAAGUCACAAAAGGUCCAGGAGGUAGUUCUUUUGGAUGAAGAUAUGCCUUCUAUACUGCCUACAGAAAAAGAUACUACUGUACAGCCUAAACGAGAAGAUACAACUGAUGAAUGGAAGGAUGCAAAGAUCUAUUAUCCUUCAAGGGAGCAUCCACAGUCUGUCGAGCUUUCUUAUGCAGACAUAAAAUGUCUAGAUCCCGAGUCAUAUUUGUCAUCACCUAUAAUAAACUUUUACAUCAUGUACCUACAAAGGUCACUAUCACCAACAGGUAGACCAGGAGGCGAGUACUAUUUCUUCAAUACGUAUUUUUAUAAUAAAUUGGAAGAAGCUUUGUCAGCAAAGGAAGAUAGAAAUGCAUGCUUCUGGAAAUUGAGAAGAUGGUGGAAAGGCGUAAACAUAUUCAAGAAGGCAUACAUUUUCUUGCCGGUUCAUGGAGACUUGCAUUGGAGCUUGGUGAUUAUUUGUGUACCGGCACAAGAAGAUGAAUCAGGCCCCAUUGUACUUCAUUUGGAUUCAUUGGAGAUUCACAGUAGUAGUUCUAUAUUUGAUGUUAUCGACAAGUAUCUAAAGGAAGAAUGGAACUACAUGAAUCAAAAUCCUCCUGUUCCAGAUAUUCCCAUACCAGAAAGGAUAUGGAAGAAUCUCCCUCGUAGGAUUGAGAAGAGGAAAAUUGCGGUUCCCCAGCAGAAAAAUGAGUAUGAUUGUGGUCUAUUCGUGCUCUACUUCAUGGAGCGGUUUAUCGCUGAGGCCCCCGAAAGACUUCGAAGGAAAGACCUUGCAACGCUUGGUGGUCGCAGGUGGUUUCGACCUGAAGAAGCUUCUGCUCUGAGAAACCGAAUCCGAAUCCUGCUUCUCGAAGAAUUUGGGAAGGCUAAAGCUGGAAACUGCAAAAAGGAGUUAAAGUCCUCUGAGAACUCCGACGAAGAUGGUUGACAGUGUUGCGGGUGACAAUUAUGGACUAUACUGGAACUUCACAGCAACACUUCCACGUACACUUCAAUCAACCGAACAAUGUAAGUAGUUGCAUCAAUUUGAAAGUAUGCUUUUCACUUCUAGUUUCCUCUGGCCAAAAAUACCUCCGAAAAAAAAAAAAAAAAAAAAAAAAAAAAAAAAAAAAAAAAAAAAAAAAAAAAAAGGUUGCCGUGACUUCUCGAGGAGGUGAUUCUCUAAGAAGCUUUUUUUUUUUUUUUGCAAAUCUGUCUCGAAUUACGGAUGCUCCUCAAUUUUGCCCCAGCUUAACAGUGCUACUAGCCAAUAGUCAUAGUCGACCAGGUGUAUAAGUUACGACAACGAACCUUAUUCCUGUCCGCCGAAUCUAUCCUUCUGGCACCAACCGAACCAUAUAUGGGUUUUGAAAACAAAUUUGAGAGAGGAAUGUACAGUCAAUCUCCAACAUUACAUCGGUGGAAGGAAUUCAUACGGUGUAGAUGGAAACCUGGGAAACAGUUGAAAGAAUUCCAAAGUUAUGUUUUAACUAUACUCAUUCGAGAAUCAUGAUAACUUUUGUUUUCUGGUUUCGUUCCGUCGCCGUCCUGAUUAUAUCACCCGAGCGUCCUGAUUAUAUCACCCGAGGGCAUCCGGGAGUCGGAAAAAAUCCUGAUUGGUGUCUCGAAGCUUGUUUGAUAUCUACUCUAUUCUCAUGUCUGUAAGUAAAUUCAACUUUUACACAACCAAAGGACUUGCUUUGUAGAUCCAUUACUCUUCAGCCUUUCUGUUUGUUUUUUUUUUUCUUUUGAUGCGAUGAAAUGUGCUGGUGGGAUGAUGGAUUGCUUGCAUGCUAUGCGGCUGCAGAGAGGUUUUUGGCAACACAAAUGUUUUUUCUUUAAAAAGGACGCCAAGUCGCUUUGCGAGCUAACCGACAAUAUAAGUCCCAUCCCAACCUAUGUACUCACAAGGACGUUGUGUUUAGCAUAAACAAAGCAGCAGGAACGUCUAAUUAGGCCUUGGUUUUU